Molecule: messenger RNA, 1350 nt
Organism: Ornithodoros turicata
Lineage: Eukaryota; Metazoa; Arthropoda; Arachnida; Ixodida; Argasidae
Product: nucleolin-like
Exons: 9
Coding region: 47-1228 (393 amino acids)
Molecular function (GO): RNA binding
Source: RefSeq, a predicted model, not a curated record
UGAGUGCGUUCAUAGUUUCAUAGGCAGGCUUCGUCGAUUUGAAACCAUGGUGAGGAGAAAGUCACAAGGAGGAAGCAAGACCCAACGUGGUGCAUUGAAACCUAUACCAAAAAAGAAUGCAGCUCAAGAGGUAAUCGAAUUUGACGAUGACGAGGACUUGGAAUUUGAAGACGAUUCUGAAUUAGACGAAGAUAAAGAAUUGGAUGAAGAAGAAUCACUCGAUGAAGAAGAGGAUGAAGAUUUGGACGAAGAGGAGGCGGAGGAAGAAGUGGCAUCUUCUCCCAACACCAAGCAAAAAGUAUCACCUCCUAAGGUCAAGCAAGAAGGGCCACAAAAGACCCGAACCAAGCGAAAGGCUGUAGGAAACACACCAUCUCGAGCCAAGCGUGUUAAACUGGAAGACUAUAUCCCGGCUUCACAAGUUCUGGACUACAACGAGCGCGACACGCGUACACUGUGCCUCAAGAAUUUCCACACCUCUGUUAAGUUUGAGGACGUCGAGAAGGUUUGCAGGGGAGCUGUCGAGAUGCGUGGACGCAGAAAGAGUCCAUUAUCGGUGCUCUUUGUGACAUAUCCAACACCACAGGAUGCCAACGCUGCAGUCAAGAAACUCCAGAAAUUUAAGUUAAAGGGAAAAGCUCUUGAGGUUGAGUGCUGUGCGGCUGUGCAUAAAGAGGGAGGACCACAAAGAAGGAGGGGAGGGCGUAAUAUUCGUGCCCUUAAUGUGCACAAUAUUCCGAAGGCUACCUCGAGGUCAGAGCUCAGGGCCCUGUUUCCUGGUUUGAAAGUAGCGAAAUGGCUUCCCAAAUUUGGCUGGGCAAGGCUGAGGUUUGAAAGUAUAAGUGACCUCAAGAGUGCCAUCGAGAAUCCGCAGUGCCAUCAAAUAGGAGGUACAAAGCUUAUGUUUGCUUUUCGAUUCAAGAAACAGACACAGGUACAAGGAAAAAGACAACUUAAAACUGUGGCAAAGGAAGUUCCCACUCCUCUGACUGGCAAGAAGGUUGCCACAGCUCCUGCAAGCGAAGGAAAGAGACGUCUGCAGGGCAAAAGACCCAAUAAGCAAGGAGCUGUCGCCAAGUCUGCAAGUUCUAGCAAUAGUCCCAAAACGUUCCAGCCUGUAGGCACCACGAAGAGUCCCCUGCCAAAACAGAAGUUUCAGACUCCCAGGCAGUCGCCUAAGGGAGCACCCAAAGGUAGAAAAAGCACAGGGAAAAAGCAGAAGGCUUGAUUCUGUUCCCAAGAAACAUUCAUUCAACAUCUCUGGAUGAUUCUUUUUUUUUUUUUUUUUUAUCACUCAUCCAUUUCCAUGUUGUCUGGGCUUUGCACAAUAAAUUUUGGUUGCCUGUUCCA